Molecule: messenger RNA, 2142 nt
Organism: Stylonychia lemnae
Lineage: Eukaryota; Ciliophora; Spirotrichea; Sporadotrichida; Oxytrichidae
Source: the annotation of a GenBank genome assembly
AUGCAGAAAAAGUUUUGUGCGGUAGUUUUGAUUACUAUAGUUUCAGUUCUUUCUCCAACUUAACAAGCUGAAGCAUUAGAUAUAUUCGGAAUGGUAGUGGAUAAAGCAGGUGAUGUUUCUUCUGUAUUCCAAGAUUCCUCAUUAACAGCAUUAAAAGGAAUCAGUAAAGCAGUUGGGUUUUUGGGGCCAGUUGCUGGAAUUUUUUUUGACCUCUUUUUCCCUUAACCUUCAAACUAAGAUGUGAUUGAUCAACUUUCUUCAAAGAUUGAUGCUGCUACAAAGUAAACAAUAACAUAAAUGGCUAACGGUUUUAUGGCAACACAAGCCUAGAUUGAUUAAAUUGCUUCGUCAAUUAUUGCCAGCAUUUACACAAUUAAUCUUGCUGCUUCAUAGAGAUAAAUAAACAGCGAAAUAUCUAUGCUGACUAAUCUUAAUUACAAAGUCUAAUAUAUGCAAUCUUACCCUAGUUGGUCUUAUGAAUAAGCUCCCUGUGGUACUGGGAUGAGCUUGUGCAACAAUGCCUUUGCUACCAUAGCUUUUGCAAUGAAGGAUCUUUUGAGUUCUGUAGAAAAUUAUGCCCUAACUAAUAAUCUUGAUUUCGGUGAUGAAAUCAGCUCUAAAGGCGGUUUUAUUAUCAAUUUACUCCAAUUAUCUAUUCCAUCUCUUGCUAAGGUAAACAGUUUAUUUUCUGCUAGAUAAAACCUCACUUUGUUCGAUAAAAAUAUGGUCUCAACCCACUAACUAGUUACUAAUACUAAGUUUUUGUAAUAAAACUUUGAAUUGGCAGUGAAUACCUACAGUUAAUUUAUGGUUAGAGCCGAAGGACCUUUAUAAUAUUCUCCUUAUGCAAUUUUAAUGGUGUCGAGGUUUGGAGAUUCAAUUCCUGCUAUUGUCCCAGAAAAUACACUUAUCAAAGGAUUGUCAUUAGAUCCUACUAAAUCAACUCUCUCUAGUACUUUUUUAAUUGGAACUUAGGGAUAUUGGACUAAUACUUAAAACUGUUAGUCAGUCUCUGGCUUUACCUGCCCAAUUGGGAAAUUCAUGAAUUCAUUAACAGAUUAUUCAUCACCUCAAAUUCAAUGUUGCUAUAUUUAAGGAGCAAAUAGAGCUGCAUAUAAAGAUAAAUAUUAGGUAACUCAAAUAAUGACUACUUAAAAAAAUAUUUCUUGCUCAAAAAGUGGUUACUAUGUAAUUGCUGCUUCCAUUAAAUAUUAAACUUAAAAUUCAACAUCAUCAUUCGACUACUUUUAUAGCAUAACAUGUGCUCUCCCUGAUUAUCAAAUCUAUCAUGAGCAAUGUACUCUAAUUCAAAAUACCAACAAUCAAGUUUAUAUUGCACUAUUAGGCCAACUUCGCCCUGUUUCAUCUACUUAAUUAUCAUCACUCUUUGCCCCUAAUCCAAUUAUUGUUUAAACUGAUACUUUAAGACUCCCAGUUGGAGAGCCUUUAUAAAACCCUCGUGUAGUUAUGGACACAUCACGUAGUCUGUACUUUGUAUCAAAUGGUUUUAAACAAUUUAUUGUUGAUUAUAAAUUUGUAAAGUAAUGCUAAUUCAAUGUUGUUACCAUGUCAUAUUACGAUUCCUCAGCAAAUUAAAUUCCUUAUGGAGUAGAUUUGGAACCUACAUAUGAUAUCUCUCAAUCAGUUAAGAGAACUACUUCACCUCCUACUACAAUUGGAAUGUUCGCUGUGACUAAAUCAGAUUUCUAUCCAAACUUAUAAGGACAACCUGGACUAACUAAAUUUGAAAGUGGAAACUUUUUCUAAUAAUAUGGAGCUAUUUCAACCAUAACAAUAGCUGAUUCACCAUAAGAUAUAUAUUUUAUGAGAAUAAAAUAUGGGAAAUAGCAAUUUGAAUAUGGUGUUUUUGCAUCUCCUUGGACCUGGUAAUCAUCUAGUUAUAAUAGUAAGGAUUGUAUCAACAGGGUAGAUUUAAUUACUAGCAAUACAAACAUAAAAGGAAUCGACAUAUAUUCUUCCAAAAAUAUAGAUUUUAAACAAGCUGGCUCCUAAGUUGGUACUCUCAAUACAUUGCUUCCACCUAAACAAGGAGGCUGUGUCUGUGGCUUUGAUGGUUAUACCAAUAGUUAGAGCAGAUUGGUUUCAUUAAGUGUUCAAUGGUGCACUUAUGUUGGGUUAUGA